Somion occarium is the source of this 1974-nucleotide messenger RNA. Lineage: Eukaryota; Fungi; Basidiomycota; Agaricomycetes; Polyporales; Cerrenaceae. The record is from the annotation of a GenBank genome assembly.
AUGCAUUGAUCUUGUCAGUGACGCUUGUUAAGCUUAAGCUCAAGCUCAACCAUAGGAAUGCCAGGGUUGGUAAUCAAGCAAGUUUCGCGAACUACGUCGACGCACAUGUCUUGUUAACACAUAUCAACGACGAAGAGGAUAUUGUACCUAUCCUUCCAGGACGUUUCCUUGGAUAUGUCCGCCCAUCCGGUGAAGUGCACGUUGAGUACUCGGGUAAAUGGGCUUCGUGUCCAGUGCGUCGUCGGUGACGUACCGAACAUCUUCGAGGGCGACGAGUCUAACCACGACAGUCCUCACAUGGGGUGACCAUGGGAUCCUAGAUGCCAAGACAUCGCUCCGUUAUUAGUAAUGGUAUUCGAUUGCUUUGUUGAGUAUAUGGUUUUUUCUUUGGUUCUGUACUAGGGAGUCUGGCUCAUAAUUGUGAUCAUUUGUUCGAAUCAUGCGCUAAUGCCUGCCGUGUCUAGACUGAGGAAUUACGCUACUAGCCUUCAGCGCAUCAACGGUCAAUCAUGUGGUUCAUGCACCGUAGUACCUCAAGAGAGCGAACACGAUAUGAGACCACCAAUGGUCCCCUGAUAGGUGUCAGAGCCUAUUUAAAAAAUAAAAACAAUCGAGUGUUCAGAUCCCUUUGCUGCAGACAACGAUACUGAAUAGAAUUAACAGACCUGGAUGACCGUCGGCGUCGAGGAUGCAGCUGUUCGCAAGGCCGUCAAAAAGAUCGUUGAAGUCGCCUAGGCUAUUGAACGCCCCACUGGCACCGCAGUCGCAUGAACACUUCCAGUUCAGAUUACCGUGCAUCAGUUGGUAUCCCAAACGAGGAAGAAAAAGGGAAGCAGGGAGCACGUACGGAACACUCGACGUUGGUUGCGCUGAUGACACCUGAGCAAGUCUGACGUCCGUCUUCAUCCUCGGACAGGCCUGAUGCUGCCUAGUAUCACAGAAGAAUAAGGUCAAGGUCAAUGGGAUAUGCAUUGGAAGGCGGUGACUAUGUGUUUGACAUACAAGGGCGUCGCGACAACCGUCGACGUCAAAGAAAUUGCAAUCGGUACCGAUCGCUUCGUCGCACAUUGGUGCACGUUUGUGCAGCCCGAGGAGGGCGGCUCUGGUGCAACCAACAUGGACGAACAGGGCGGCGGCAAGGAGAGAUACUACAUGCACAUAGGUUCAACGAUUCAAGACAAGGAAGAGGGGAAAGGGAGGAGAAACGUACAUUUCAUCUGCAUGGCUAUUCGUUGGGGGGAAGGGUCGCUAUUUGAUGGUUUUCAAGACUUAGGUCGAGUGGUAUUUAAGCAAGUUGCUGACCCAGCGGCCAUGACGACCUAUUGGAGUCUGCAUUGGAGUACGAAGUAUAGGCCAAUUUGUCUUCCGGACGCACGUGGCGGUUCUAGCGUUAUCCUGGAUACAGCAUUGAAGUUGGAUGGAUUGCGCGUCAUAUCAGGCUGCGCGAUCUGCAUAACAACUGGCUCCACAGUGAGUGCGUCCAAUCUACCAGAGGACAGUCGGCAACAUCGUCAGUGUUCUACCGGCGUUGUUCUCUUGCAGGCAUAGCAUAUGUUAGGAGACGAAAGGAACCGCAUAGUGUGUCUUUCAGCGAAGCAGAAUUUUGGCGAGACGUCUAGGGAUCCGACACCGGCACGAAUGGUGAAGUCUGAAGGGUCACGUAAAGCCAGAAUGUGUUUGCGGCCUUCGGCUUUGGGUUCGGGACGCAGGACGAACGUUGUGUUACGAUCACUUUCAUUUCGGAUCUACGAACACACCUUUUCCUCUCGUUAUUCAUUUGUAACCAGUUAUUAAAACCUGCCCAAACACAUUCAUUGAUCCAUGCUCGAACCUGACCGAUACCAUAAGUAUAUAUGAACACAUUGUCACCACAUGUAUUUAGAUAAUAGUUGUAUAUAUACACCAGACGAACUUCAGAUUAACUCCAAGUUUCGAAUGGUUUUACCUGCUCAUUUCUAAAUUGAUUUGAGUCCU